Molecule: messenger RNA, 1114 nt
Organism: Nicrophorus vespilloides
Lineage: Eukaryota; Metazoa; Arthropoda; Insecta; Coleoptera; Silphidae
Product: hypoxia-inducible factor 1-alpha inhibitor-like
Exons: 4
Coding region: 21-1010 (329 amino acids)
Biological process (GO): negative regulation of Notch signaling pathway; peptidyl-aspartic acid hydroxylation
Cellular component (GO): cytoplasm; nucleus
Molecular function (GO): ankyrin repeat binding; [protein]-asparagine 3-dioxygenase activity; peptidyl-histidine dioxygenase activity
Source: RefSeq, a predicted model, not a curated record
GAGAUGAGCAGAUCGUGAUAAUGGCGAGCAAUAAUAGCAAGUGCUGGGAUGAGAGUCAGCUGAGGAAUUACGAUUUGAACCUGGAGCAAAUACCUAGGCUGCACUGCGACGAUCCCGCCGUCGACGAACUAAUUGCGGCGAAUAAACCCGUUGUAAUCACCGGUUCGAAACUGGUAGAGUCGGCGCGAAAAUGGGAUCUGGACUAUCUGGAGCAGAAUAUGGGAUCUGGAGACUACACAGUGUUCAUCUCGCAGAACCACAAAUUCAAGUAUUAUGAUGAGAAGAAGAUUGCCAAGACCAGUGGGUUUGUGCCACCAACGAAUAAGUUGGACAUGAAGUUGCCAGACUUCAUGAAGAGGCUCAGGAAAUGGAAGAGAGGCGAUGACAGGAUGUAUUUGCAGCAGGGUUUGAACAACACUGUGGGGCCAGAGAUUGUGAAAGACUUUUUGAAAUUUGACUGGGAUUUCUGUUCAGGUAAACAGAACAAGCACCACUGGGGGCCGUUGACUUCCAAUUUGCUGUUGAUUGGCAUGGAGGGUAAUGUCACACCUUGUCACUAUGAUGAGCAGCAGAAUCUCUUUGCUCAGGUCCAUGGUCACAAGAGGUGCAUCCUUUUUGCUCCUGAUCAAUUUGAAUGCUUGUAUCCACAUCCAGUCUUCCAUCCACACGAUAGGCAAAGCAUGGUCGAUUUCGAUGAACCUGAUUACAAUACGUUUCCGAAAUUCCGGCAAGUUCGUGGCUGUGAAACUGUACUGGGGCCGGGCGAGAUACUCUAUAUUCCAAUUUACUGGUGGCAUCACAUAGAGUCGUUGAUGCGCGGAGGUCACACCAUUACCGUGAACUUCUGGUACAAAGGUGGUGCCAACACUUCGGUCACCUAUCCUUUGAAAGACCAUCAGAAGGUCGCGAUCAUGCGUAACAUUGAGAAGAUGUUAGUCGAAGUCUUACAAGAUCCUAAAGAAGUUUCUCCGCUACUUAGGGCAAUCGUUUUGGGUCGCUACACGGAAUGAUGAUUACCUGCGUAAACCAAUCUUAUGUAUUAUUAUCUGUAUAUAGAUUUAAAUAUUAUGGAAAAACAAAACUAUUAGAUUAAUCUGCUAGGGUCGAAGUUAAC